This is a messenger RNA of Nothobranchius furzeri (turquoise killifish), 3071 nucleotides long. RefSeq names its product ATP-binding cassette, sub-family B (MDR/TAP), member 8 (gene abcb8). Lineage: Eukaryota; Metazoa; Chordata; Actinopteri; Cyprinodontiformes; Nothobranchiidae. Gene Ontology annotation, molecular function: ATP hydrolysis activity; ATP binding; ABC-type transporter activity. Gene Ontology annotation, cellular component: membrane. The record is from RefSeq and is a predicted model, not a curated record. Gene Ontology annotation, biological process: transmembrane transport.
UUCGUGCGUUGUGGGUGAACGCCAAUAUGGCAGCCUACGUGAUGUUGCUAAGUUAUUGUUGAGCUUAAUGUUUCAUUUGUUUAUAUGCCCUUUAUUAAUGAAACAACCAUUAAAGUAUGAUUCAAUUGCUUUGUUGUAGACUGAGCACUACUGCUCCUUCGCAGUCACGGUCAUUUUAUUCGCUGUGCAACAAAACAGGAGACAAAUGGAAGCUGUCACGCUUGUAUACAUCUUCAGGACCCUGUGCAUACAGCUCCUCACAGCAGCCCAGCAGUGCUGUGAGUCGGAUUUGGAGCCUGACUCAAAGAGCCUUCCGCCACUCCUCCACUCGAUCAAACAACCCCUUGGGUUUGAAAUUCCUCCUGGGACCUGCGGUGCUCACUGUGUCAGCACGCCUGCUUUUUCACGUAGCUUACUGCGAGGCAGAUAAAAACAACAACACUUUAGUGGAAGUUACAGCCAAAGUCCCGAUUCCUGACUUCAAAUGGCAUAUCCUGUGGGAAUUUGUUAAACCCCAGUUGUUUGCGCUCGUCUGUGCUGUUGUGCUUGCUUUCGGUGCAGCUAUCCUGAACAUUCAGAUCCCGCUGAUGCUUGGAGACCUGGUGAAUGUUGUGGCGCGACACCUGAGAGAAAACACAGGGAAUUACAUCAGUGAGAUACAAGGUCCUGCCCUAAAAUUACUUGGCCUGUAUGGUGUCCAAGGCCUGCUAACUAGUGGCUAUAUCAUCCUGCUUUCAAGAGUGGGUGAGAGAGUGGCUGCAGACAUGAGGAAGACCCUGUUUGCGUCGUUGCUACGGCAAGAUGUGGCUUUUUUUGAUGCCAAUAAAACCGGGCAGCUGGUGAAUCGGUUGACUGCUGACAUUCAGGAGUUCAAGUCAUCCUUUAAACUGGUUAUUUCUCAGGGGCUGCGGAGCAUCACACAGACAAUCGGGUGUUUUGUCUCGCUCUACAUCAUCUCACCCAAACUCACAGGCUUGACGGUGAUCGUCCUCCCGUGUCUGGUGGGAGCGGGAGCUCUGAUUGGCUCAUUCCUGCGAAAAUUGUCUCGCCUGGCUCAAGAGCAGGUGGCAAAAGCAACAGGAGUGGCAGACGAGGCCCUGGGGAAUGUACGGACGGUCAAAGCUUUUGCAAUGGAGGAACGGGAGCUCCAAUCAUAUGCGUAUGAAGUUGAUAAAUCCUGUGAAAUGAAUGAAAAUCUUGGCACUGGGAUCGCCAUUUUCCAAGGCCUGUCAAACAUGGCCUUGAACUGCAUCGUACUAGGAACGAUAUUUGCUGGGGGGACUUUAAUUUCAAGCAAUGAAAUGUCCCCCGGAGACCUGAUGUCUUUCUUAGUUGCAUCUCAGACUGUUCAGAGGUCCUUAGCAAGUAUUUCCAUCCUUUUCGGACAGGUGGUGAGAGGAAUAAGCUCCGGGGCUCGGGUCUUUGAGUACCUCUCUUUGCAGCCAACCAUCCUUCUCUGUGGAGGAGGACGAAUCCCAUAUCAUUCUCUGACUGGAAGAGUGGACUUCCUGAACAUUUCAUUCAGUUAUCCAACGAGACCCGGCCACGAAGUCCUGAAGAAGUUUAACUUAACGCUGCCGCCCUGUAAAACCGUGGCAGUUGUCGGCGAAUCUGGAGGAGGAAAGUCCACCGUGGCUGCCUUACUGGAACGUUUUUAUGACCCAACAAGUGGUGUGGUCAUGUUGGACGGGCUUGAUAUCCGAACGCUGGACCUGUCCUGGCUCAGAGGGCAAGUCAUUGGAUUCAUUAAUCAGGAACCUGUUUUGUUUGGAUCUUCCAUCAUGGAGAACAUCCGCUUUGGGAAGCCAGACGCCACAGAUGCUGAAGUCAUUAGUGCAGCAAAGCAAGCCAACGCUCACCGCUUUAUUACCAGUUUCCCAGAUGGUUAUAACACCACGGUCGGUGAGCGAGGUGUGACGUUGUCAGGCGGACAGAAGCAGCGCAUCGCCAUUGCCCGAGCUUUGAUCAAGAACCCGAGCAUACUGGUGCUGGACGAGGCCACCAGCGCUUUAGAUGCAGAGUCUGAACGAGUGGUCCAGGAAGCUCUGGACAGAGCCACACGAGGCCGCACUGUUCUCAUCAUCGCCCACAGACUGAGCACCAUCCAAGGCGCCGACCUCAUCUGUGUCAUGAGCAACGGUCGUGUUGUCGAGGCUGGGACACAUUUGGAACUACUGGGCAAAGGAGGACUCUACUCUGAUCUGAUCCGCAGACAAAAAGCCGAGGGGCAAAAAUAGACACAACAGUUUGUUUCCAGUAGACCAGUUAUAUAUAUAAAAAACAUUUGUUUAUUAAAUAACAUCAAAUGUGUAGUACAUUUACCUGCUUUCAGUUUAGCAGCAGCUUAGCUAUACAUUUUAAACAGUUUGUGUUUAAGUAUUAAUGGACCAAUGUGUUUAUUUCAAAAUACACUACUGUGCAGAUAAAUUAAAAUAAAAAUAUAGCCCCUGGGUUUUUGUCUAUCUUGUAUGGAAAAAUAGUACAUAAACAUUUAAAAACUAAAACAUUAUUAAACCGUUUAAAGUAUAAAAAUUUGAAUCUUGUUUUUGUGAUCUAACUUUUGGGAACUGCUGUUUUGAUGCUUUCUGCGUUUCCUUUGAAAUGCUUCAGUUAUUUCAGAAUGUUCUUUAACUGGUGAAUCUUUAAACACAGAGCUCAGAUAUCCUCUAGCACUAAGAAAAAUCUUUACCAAGACACCACACCUAGUAUAUUUGCUGUCUUAGUAAACAGGAUUACAAUCUUGUUUACAAGGCUUAACAAAUAAAGCGCUGAGGUUUAUCGGACUUUGAAAUGAGGUUUAUUCCAUUAGAUGGAUAAAUCAGACUCUCUGGGAAACGUUUAAAAAAUACAAAUGUAACCUGAUGGCUUUCAAGAGAACAUUUGCAGUCAGAGAUUUGAUUUGAAACGAUCAUCUUACAAAUGAGGGGAUGCUGUCUAAGAGUGUUUUGUUCAGAUAUCUGUCUAUAAUGAAUCUUAAAUUGUUAGUAUGGUUUUAUUAUCUAAGAGCAGCAAUUUCCUAAUGUUGUGAUUCCUCGCACAUGUGACAAUAAAAUCCUUCUGAUUCUAAAAUU